CAGAAAUAAGGAGAGUUUCUACAGAAGCGGUUUGGCAGACGAAAACAAGAAAACGGAGCGAAACAAACCAGUUUCUCUUCAACACCGGCACUUUCCGCAAGAGACGGAGGGGAUUUUUAGCCAGUUUUGCAGCUUUUCUCAACGUAUUAUCUGGUGCGGGAGUGAAGUCCACGCAGUGGAGCGCAGGGCAGUUUGGACCGUGCGUAAUUCUGGGGAGAUUUUAUCGUUGCGCUGCGUCAGGAUGCGCGUCUGGCCGCUGCUGGCUCUCCUCUGCAUGAUGUGCGCAGGACGCGCUCAGAAGUUCUCCGCUCUCACGUUUCUGCGGGUGGAUCAGGAUAAAGAGUGCAACAUGGAAUGCGCUGGAGCUCCUCGAAAACCCCUGUGUGCCUCCGACGGCCGGACCUUCACAUCUCGCUGCGAGUUCCUCCGAGCCAAGUGCCGCGACCCCCAGCUGGAGGUCAGCCGAGGGCCGUGCAAAGAAACAUCCAGAUGUGUUGCAGAGAAGAAGUACACAGAGCAACAGGCCAAGAAGCAUGCCUUUGUUCCUGUAUGCAACCCUGAUGGCACUUAUAGCGAGGUUCAGUGCCACAGCUACACUGGAUACUGCUGGUGCGUCACCCCCAACGGGCGACCAAUCAGUGGUUCUUCUGUUGUCAAUAAAAAGCCUCGAUGCCAAGGUUCUAAACAAGACAGAUCAGUCCCCAUAGAUCCAAGACCAGGUUCAAAACAAGAGAGAGGAACUCCGAUAGAUCAAAAACCAGUCUCUUUGCAAAUAUUCUCCAUUCUAAAUGCAGAACCUAUCGCUGUGGAGCCACCAUCUCCUCCAGAAGAAGAAGACGUCACUUCCCCAUACCCCGAUCUGUUGGAACAGGCCUACAACCGGCAGAAUAGAUCCAGAGCAUCAUCUUCAUCGUGUGACCAGGAGCAACAGUCCGCCCUGGAGGAGAGGAGGCAGCGUAAUACUGACGCUGUGUUUGUGCCAGACUGUGCCCAUGGCGGGUUCUAUAAGCCAGUCCAAUGCCACCCCUCCACUGGCUACUGUUGGUGUGUGCUUGUAGAUACUGGGCGGCCAAUACCGGGGACUUCAACCAGGUAUGAACAGCCAAAGUGUGACGGUAAUGCCAGAGCCCGUCCAACUAAACCAAAGGACCAUUAUAGAAGCAGACAUCUCCAAGGCUGUCCCGGGGCAAAGAAAACAGAGUUCUUGACGAGUGUUCUUGAUGCGCUGUCGACAGACAUGGUGCAUGCUGUCACAGAUCCAGCAUCCGCCGGAAGGAUGGCAGAACCUGACCCCAGCCACACUCUGGAGGAGAGGGUUGUCCACUGGUAUUUCAGCCAGCUGGACAAAAACGGCAGCGGAGACAUCGGAAAGAAGGAGAUCAAGCCUUUCAAGCGUUUCCUGCGCAAAAAGUCCAAGCCAAAGAAGUGUGUGAAGAAGUUUGUGGAAUACUGUGACAUCAGCAACGACAAGGCUCUUUCCCUGCAGGAGCUCAUGGGUUGUCUUGGGGUGACCAAGGAAGAAGGGGCCAAAUCUGGGGAAGACCUACCUUCCAGUAAACUAAACCCUUCAAGGAAGCAGGGCUGAGCCGACUUCUGACACCUUCCUUCUCAGUCCGAGAAUCUGCCCUCACCAAUCGGCAACAGUGGAAACCAUAGUAUUUGCACUUUGUACUUUAAAAAAGAAAAUGUAAAUUCACUUUGUAGAAAUUAGAUAUUUAAACAGACUGCUGAAUCUGUGAACAGUGUAGUUACUGUUUUAUGUUCUAAAAGCAAGAAAUACUUAACACAUACAAUGUAUGUGUCCUUUGUGUGUCUAAAAAAUGUACUUUAAAAAACUGUUUUUUGUGUUUGAUGCUACAUUUUGUCCCCCAGUUAGCUUCCAAGGUGGAUAUUUGUAUAGUUUGCUCCAUAGCAUCAAUAAAUUAGACCACAUAAUCUCUUGUCUGCUUAUCGGUUACAUCUUUUUCUGUAUUUUGUAAAGCAGUUUGCAAGAAUGUAUUAAUAACCAUGCAGUAAAUCACAGAAAUGUCUUAUAUGUUCACAUUUAUUCAUUAGAAAUAAAGAACUCUUCUAUAGAUGCUGUGUUUAGGGUCUGUCUCAUGAGUAAGAACUGAAAUAAAGUCAGACGAUUCCUUUGUUUCCCUGAACCUUAAUUCAUGUUUUACAGCAUACCUUGUCAUAUAAAUCGUGUAAUAUCUUUGCCUUUUUGUAUUUUCUUGUGCAGCCUUUAAUAAAACAACUUGUCGACAUCUUC
Girardinichthys multiradiatus is the source of this 2254-nucleotide messenger RNA. It is a transcript of the gene smoc2, whose product is annotated as SPARC related modular calcium binding 2. Gene Ontology annotation, cellular component: basement membrane. Gene Ontology annotation, biological process: extracellular matrix organization. The transcript is spliced from 14 exons. The coding region runs from base 242 to 1585 and encodes 447 amino acids. Gene Ontology annotation, molecular function: calcium ion binding; heparin binding; protein binding. NCBI's taxonomy places the organism in Eukaryota, Metazoa, Chordata, Actinopteri, Cyprinodontiformes, Goodeidae. The record is from RefSeq and is a predicted model, not a curated record.